UUACAGGUGAUAAAUCCAAUGGGAUGGGAUGCAUUUGGAUUACCUGCAGAGAAUGCGGCAAUUGAUCAUGGCUUGCAUCCAGCAGACUGGACACAAAGGUGCUUGUUUUUCUUGCUGCUUUAUGCAUGUGUCAGUUCUGAAGCAGAAUAUUGCUGCUCUUGCUCCUUUCCAUGUUCUUUUAGCCUCUGCUCUACAGAAAAUGCCCCAGGUUAGAGAGAUAUGCACCUAGCAAUGUCUCUGUCAUUAGAAUUUGUCUAUAACUGUGCCUGGUACCAACACCUAGGAUUGUGCAUACUUUCUCUAGCUCAUCAGGUAUUAAGCCAAGCUUUCUCCUAAAUGGGAUGAUACAACUGUGUGAAUGCAUGAGGAGCAUCAGUUACACACUACGUAUGUAGGAAUUUGCAGCUCACUCUUCCCAUAGGGUGGUGCUGUGGGUUAAACCACAGAGCCUAGGGUUUGCCGAUCAGAAGGUCGGCGGUUCGAAUCCCCGCGAUGGGGUGAGCUCCCAUUGUUCAGUCCCAGCUCCUGCCAACCUAGCAGCUCGAAAGCAUGUCAAAGUGCGGGAAGGUAAACGGCUUUUCCGUGCACUGUUCUGGUUCGCCAGAAGCGGCUUAGUCAUGCUGGCCACAUGACCCGGAAGCUGUACGUCGGCUCCCUUGCGCAGGGGCCAUGCUAAUCUUCUCUGUAUCAUUCCAAUUUUAGUAUAUGUGCUGCCGAAGCGAGCACAGGCCUAUAGAGCGAGAUGAGCGUCGCAACCCCAGAGUCGGCCAUGACUGGACCUAAUGGUCAGGGGUCCCUUUACCUUUACCUUCCCAUAUUGGACCAGAAAUAAGAUUUUUUUCUUAAAAUUGUGUCACUCAUAUAAAUAUUACAAAAUGAUUUGGUUUUAGUUAAUCUGUAAUUGAAAUGGGGUUCAGUAAGUAGCAAUCUUGCAAAGGAUUUUUAUAAAGUGAAUAGUGGAUGGAACUCUGAGGCCGUUUAAGUUGACCCAAUGCAAGUUGGAGGAGUUUAGGAGCCUUUUCUUGGGAGCAGUUGUUUCUGAAAUAUUCUUUUCUGUUUAAAUAUGGAUUUUAUUUUGUCUUUCAGUAAUAUUCGGCACAUGCGAAAGCAGCUUGAAGCAUUAGGCUUGUAUUUUAGUUGGGAUCGGGUAAGCUUUUUUUCUUUUAAAAUGUAUACUUCAUGAAACUUAAUUGUCUGCAUUAUUGAAGUGUGUGUGUGUUAUAAGUGUUUCAUAUUGUUAACAUGCAUGAAUCUGAAGUCAGUUUUAAGAAAAUUCUUCUCUAGGAUGAGUUUACUUACUAUUGUUGUUUAAACCUAUUAGUUUCUUGUCUCCAAGUAACUUACAUUGAUAAAAACGUACAUAAUUGCAUUAUACCAUAGACGAGGGCAGGAAUUGUGUAACAUAUUAAUAUUCCGUACAACAUUUUAAAACACACACAAAGCAACCACCACAUAAUAAUGGUGGAAAAUAUUGGCAGCACACUAACAAUAAACAGAACAAUACACCCACCCUCUCACCAGUGGACAAAAAUAGAAACUCAGCGCUGACAUCCCCUCGCUAGCCGAGGAGUUAUGACAUGCUUUAUGACUUACAAUGUGAUUAUUUGUUACACAAAGCACUAUCAAUGUGCAUGGCCCUCUGUAGGGCACAAACGGACAGGUCCCUGAUGCAAGGAGCUUACAGUCUCAAUACAGGAGAAGCAGUGGAGGAAGGCGAGAGAGGUGGGGGCAGGGCUAAAAUAAAGAAGCAAUAUGCAGUUGUUUGUUGCUUGUACUGGGGCUGAGUUGCAGCAGGGCAUGAGAACUAGGGGGCUGAGCCAUAGGGUUAGGAGAAAACGUGGGCAUGAGUGAUAAUGACGACAAUAUGAUUUCUUAACCUACACCAGGGGUCAGCAAACUUUUUCAGCAGGGGGGUGGUCUAUACUUUGAAAAGACUAUACUUUGAAAAGAAAAAAAGAAUGAAUUCCUGUGCCCCACAAAUAACCCAGAGAUGCAUUUUAAAUAAAAGCACACGUUCUACUCAUGUAAAAACACCAGGCAGCCCCCACAAAUAACCCAGAGAUGCUUUUUAAAUAAAAGGACAUACAGUGGUACCUCGGGUUACAUACGCUUCAGGUUACAGACUCCGCUAACCCAGAAAUAGUACCUCGGGUUAAGAACUUUGCUUCAGGAUGAGAACAGAAAUCGUGCUUCGGCGGCGCAGCGGCAGCAGGAGGCCCCAUUAGCUAAAGUGGUGCUUCAUGUUAAGAACAGUUUCAGGUUAAGAACGGACCUCUGGAAUGAAUUAAGUACUUAACCCGAGGUACCACUGUACAGUAUUCUACUCAUGUAAGAACACGCUGAUUCCUGGACCGUCCACGGGCUGGAUUUAGAAGGCGAUUGGGCCAGAUCUGGCCCCCAGGCCUUAGUUUGCCUACCCAUGACCUACACACUGUGCAUUGCACAGUACUUGAGAUUAACAAAGGGGGAGCUAUGUUGUCAGGCUUGCAGUCUAAAUAAGCGCAUGAGGAAAAAGGCAGAGUAUAAAAAACGGCCAGAGAAUCAUUUGGUAGCUGAUCAUCUGUGUCACUGGUGAGAAGCUUGACUUACUUCCUCUUCCCUGAGCCUAGAAAUCUGUUUGUGCUGUUAUGCUUUGCUCACAAGUGUUAUCAAGACUCUAUCAGAGUUGCACAUUAGUAGGCAGUAGUGGCUGGUGCCCCUUGGUUCUGGUAGAGCAGAAGGGCACGGAGGCCAACAUUAGUUGGAGCCAGAGUCAAUGACAGGCAGAGCCAACUAUUUUCUACCUGCUGAGUUCUGUGAUGAUAACACAGACUAAGGAAGCUGAUAGCCAGUGCUGUAUGUAAGUAACUGAAUGUAAGUUAAGACAGCAGGCAGUUGGAAGCUGGCUAAUGACAGGCUGAGGUUGGUGGGGAACUGCCGCAUUCACACCUAAUGAAACAGUCUCCUCUGUUAGUGAAUGAACCACUUAGAAUCAUCGAAUUGGAGGGAGACGUCUAGACCUUCUAGUCCAAUCACCAGUUUGAUGCAGGAAAUCCAGAGUUGGUGCAUUCUCCCAGCAGGUGUCUCACCAUUGUCUGGUUCCAUUGUCACACUGCUCUUACCUUCAAGAAUGUCGAACCAAAGUGUACUCUCUUGUCGCUUAAUCCCAUUAAGCUUGAGGAGGAUGUGUCUGUGCUGCCUGCCGUAGCCCUAUACAUCGAGCCCAGUAAUAUAAAUAUGCUGUAAAGGCUUUACUGGCUCUGCCAAGAAACUUACAUUGCCCCCUGCUCUCAAAUUGUGAAGCAACAGGGUAUGGGUUUAGGCACACUUAAAACUCUGGCAGAUUGUGGCCAUGGAUUCCCCUAUCUACUUAAAAUGGCUUCCUUGAUUUAGUGGGUGAUAUUCAGGACUGCUGUGUAUUCAUUAGAGUGCACAUGGAAUACUGAAUCAGGUGGUCAUCUUUUGAACGAACCACUUAUCGUUCUGAGGAACCAAUACUGAAAUUGCUCUUAUUCUGUUUACAGGAAAUAACCACUUGUUUGCCGGAGUACUAUAAGUGGACACAGUAUCUUUUUAUUAAGCUUUAUGAAGCGGGGUUAGCCUAUGAAAAUGAAGUAA
Podarcis lilfordi (Lilford's wall lizard) is the source of this 3597-nucleotide messenger RNA. NCBI's taxonomy places the organism in Eukaryota, Metazoa, Chordata, Lepidosauria, Squamata, Lacertidae. The record is from the annotation of a GenBank genome assembly.